GCGGGCGCCAAGGGCCGCAGGGGCGGCGGCGGCCUGCCGGAGAGAGGCGGCGGCGGCGGCGUGUGGCGCUCCAUCGAGAAGCCGCCCGCUGCCAGCCUGGCGCCCGCCGCGGGCGGCGCAGGCAAGGGCGCCGUCCGGAGCGCCCUCGGGGACCUCCCGAAGGGGAAGGGCGGCGCCGCGAAG
This is a messenger RNA of Prorocentrum cordatum, 183 nucleotides long. The record is from the annotation of a GenBank genome assembly. NCBI's taxonomy places the organism in Eukaryota, Dinophyceae, Prorocentrales, Prorocentraceae.